AUGGGCGUUCUCCAGGUAUUUGUCGAAUGUUUUUCUCCAUUUUUUUCUUCUGCCUACUGUGAGUCAUCUUGAAAAUGGAUUGGUAGGUUGAUACAAAUAAGUCGGAACACACAUUUCCGAAUUGUUCACUUCUACUGGUCGGACUGCGUGGGUUUAUUGGUUUUUGCAAGUAUCAUAUACCAGUUCUCGCUACUUGCGCUCAGCCCAGUCAAUCAAAAGUGAGAGAACUGUGUGGCAUUAACGUCGACUCUAAUUCGAAAAGAUAACAAUUUUCUCAGGCGUAGCGCUUCGCUUUCUUCUCUCCUUCCAUUCACCUCCUAGACCGGCUUUUGGCCCCAAAAAACCUUGUGUCCCUACCUCUUUACGCAAUCCAUCCUGGCCGCUCCCUCCCUUCCUUCCUUCCUUCCUAUCAAAAGUUUUCUCUUCUAUCGCAUCUUGUUGCAUACCAUGUUUCACUUUUCAUUUAUUCGUCCGUCAUCUCACUGCCGUCGACACAAUAUCUUUCAGUUUUUCAUUUCCUUAUUUCAGCUAAACACAAUGGUCGCCGAGCAAGAGAAAGAGCCUAUUGUGAAGAUGCGCGAGCGCAACGUCAACGCCGCUGCCCACUCGGCUCUGGCCCGCGGAAUCGAGGCGCUCAACGACGGUGACGUGACCGAGGAGACCGAGGGUACGAUGACGUGGUGACGACGUCUCCCAUCCAAUGAAUUAUUUGCAGAGAUCCGCAAGUUGGACACCCAGCUCGAUCAUCUCAAUGAUUACAUGUCGAAGAUGGAGGAGCGCCUGAAGGCCCACAACGACAGAAUGAUGGAAACUUUGAAGCAGCAGAAGGAAGAGCGCGAGAAGAGACGUCGCAGCUUUCAUGAGGUCAGAAUUCCCAUUAAUUUCGCGCUGCAAAAUGUAAAGGGUCCCCGCACAUCUCAUUAGUUCAUUCGUGCCUCCGUGCUUGUUCAUCCGUGCCCACAAAGUCCAAACAUCCAAACUAAUAGCACUUGAAGAAACCCACGUUUCUUCUUACAACUGGAAGCAAAACUCUGAGCUUUAAGACAACGUGGGAGUGCACGCCCCUGCAAUUAUCCCACGCGGGGCAAAAAGCAGAAAUCAUGAAAGGAAGGGCUAAUUUAACUUUUCUUGCAGCGUAUGUCGCAAAACCAAUCGGAGGAUGAGGAGUUCAAGAAACAAAUGAGCAACAUCCUGAAGAGAGUCCAAUCCGUGAAGCGCACCAACGAGGAAUAA
Molecule: messenger RNA, 1233 nt
Organism: Caenorhabditis sp. 36 PRJEB53466
Lineage: Eukaryota; Metazoa; Nematoda; Chromadorea; Rhabditida; Rhabditidae
Source: the annotation of a GenBank genome assembly